Messenger RNA from Pisolithus orientalis, 246 nucleotides. RefSeq names its product DNL zinc finger-domain-containing protein. Gene Ontology annotation, cellular component: mitochondrion. The annotation marks the transcript as partial. The record is from RefSeq and is a predicted model, not a curated record. Lineage: Eukaryota; Fungi; Basidiomycota; Agaricomycetes; Boletales; Pisolithaceae. The transcript is spliced from 2 exons. Gene Ontology annotation, biological process: protein folding; protein stabilization; protein import into mitochondrial matrix. Gene Ontology annotation, molecular function: zinc ion binding; protein-folding chaperone binding.
GAACCACAGCUGCUCACUACCUUUACUUGUAUGGUGAAGAGGUGUAACCAUCGUUCUGCACAUUCGUGCACCAAGCAUGCCUAUGCUAGCGGCAUCGUGAUCAUCCAGUGUCCUAACUGUAAGAAUUGGCAUCUCAUCGUUGAUGAUCUUGGUUGGUUCAAGGAUACCAUGGAAGAUGGGAAACUCAAAAACAUCGAUGUCCUCCGUACACCCAAUACACGCAAUACAUACACCAGUAAUAUGUAA